Molecule: messenger RNA, 1326 nt
Organism: Colletotrichum fioriniae
Lineage: Eukaryota; Fungi; Ascomycota; Sordariomycetes; Glomerellales; Glomerellaceae
Source: RefSeq, a predicted model, not a curated record
AUGCGAAACGUCGCAACUGACCUCUCCUUCCAGGCCUCAAUUUUCUACCAGACCGACGAUAACUCCAUUGUGAACGGCUACUUCACCUGUAAUUUCGAUACGGGCCAUUACGCCAUCAAGGGCGAGUACGUCAUCUCCGCAACGGCCGGACUCGAGUCCAUACACAACCAGACCGGCCUAGCCGUCGAGCUACUGGGUGCGGAUGAUGGAUAUCGCGUCUUCUUUCACGAUGAAGCAAAGACGGUCAAUGUUUUAUCGUACACGACCAAGACCGACUGGCAAUUGCAGGGGCCAAUUUCGCAGGACCCCGUAGGAGGAAUGGCCUUGACCUCGGUACACUCGGGGCAGCUCAACAUGUCUGUUGUCUUUCCCAAAGACUCGGAAAAUGUCGAAAUAUCGAGGUUUUUCAAAGACGAGAUGUGGCGCCUUGGGAACGCAAAUGAAUCGACGGUAGCAGUCGAUAUCCACCUCGAUUCGACGCUUACUCCGAACUUCACCAUGCCAGCUUUCGCAAGUAACCUGACGUCGCUAGGCGCAACGGUGGAUAAAGCAUAUGUACGCAGCAUCUUCUACCUGGGAACAGAUGCGAAGCUGCAUCAAAUGUCGAACAUCGAUUGGCAGUGGAAGCUCAUGCCUGACCAGGAUGCACGUCUCUGGCCUGCUGCCGAUGUUGCGAGUGGCUCUUUCGCUACAACAAGUAACUUUGACACUAGCGAAGCGUGGAUAUGGUACCAAUCAAACGGGAGCCUGGUUCAGUUAUACCAUGCUGAAGAUGGUCUUUGGAAACAAGCCGUGGUGGUCCCCAGCUUCAACGCAACAAAGGCGGUCGAAGAAGAGCCCCAGGGAACCGCAACGCCUUCAGCUUCAUCGACGGCCACAGCGAAACCAGUUGUCUUGUCGACCGGAGCUAAGGCUGGCAUAGGGAUUGGCGUUUCCUGUGGAGUUGUUGCGCUUGCUGGAGGCAUCCUCCUCCUCCUAGUGCGGAGAAGGCGGCAACGGGCAGCCGAGACCGCCGAGGCAGCUCGUCUGAAGGAAGCCGAAGCUGUUGCUCAAAUGGGACCGUACGGCGAAGGCGGAGUGGGCCCAUAUACGGAAUUCGGAAACUUGACGUGGGGUCCCGAGACGCCGAAUGAAAAACACGGCACCGAGAUACUCGAGGCAGAUGCGGUGGAUACAACCGCACCACAAGAACUAGCCAAUGGAGGCGAAAGAUACGAGCUCGUUGGCGAGGGCCAUUGGAGAGAGAUGGACGCAACAGGGCAAAACAAAGCGAGGAGAAGUAUCGGAGGGUGGAGAGAGGCGCAAAAGGCGGCUGCGGAAAAGUAA